Messenger RNA from Asterias rubens (European starfish), 6986 nucleotides. RefSeq lists its product as uncharacterized. Lineage: Eukaryota; Metazoa; Echinodermata; Asteroidea; Forcipulatida; Asteriidae. The transcript is spliced from 4 exons. Bases 4 to 4764 code for a protein of 1586 amino acids. The record is from RefSeq and is a predicted model, not a curated record.
AUAAUGACGGAGCUUGUUGUAUGUAGUGCAGAAGCAUGUGCAGAAGUAAACAUGGACAUGAACACUGUUAUUCCUGCUGGCCUGAAUCAAAUUAGUUGGACAAGAUCAGAUGUUAAGAAGAAAACGUCCGUGCAAAAUGAGUCGAGCGUCCUUUUCUCAGACUCCAAGGCAUACGGCGAGUGGACUGAUUACCGAAGUCGAAGUGGUUUUUCCACGAAUGACGAGGCCAUGAUGCACUUGCUUUCAGUGCAUUCCACUGACCAUACUGACAUUGUCAUUGACAGUGGAAGGAAAGAAUGUAAAAUUUGUAGCUUCGAUAAACUAUUACUUAAUGGUCACAACUCAUUGCAAGGUCUCAGUGACAAGUUCAAGACUUCCGUUCACUGUGACCCUCUCCAGAGUCCAACUUGCGAAGUUGAACCUUCCCAGAGUUUGACAAGCCAUGACAGUCUUACUGGCCAACUUUCAACCAGCCAAAACUCUUACCAACAUGGUGACAUUGACACAAUUUCUAGUUCUACCCUCACACUCGCCAGUCAAGAUGAAGAUUCUUCCAGCUCCCGUCACAUCCAGCCUUUCCAUGGAUCAGAUGAUCAGCCCAAAGAAAACAAUAUAAACAGAGAAAUAUCCCCAACCCUUGAUGUACAGAAUUCUCAAGUUCCAGCAUUGGACUCUACCGAACGUCCAGUUCAAAGAAGAAAUUGUGCUUUGAGAGAGGUGCAUCAGAAUAUAAAAGAGAGCUGCAGUUUCAAUGGAAAAAUACGUAGGCCUAUACAUACUUGGUGUAAGCAGCAAAAGUGGUCGUCGAGAAGUCGGGUAGAAAUUAUACAUGGAUCAAAACAGUCCCUUGUCUGUAAGCAUUGUUGCUACAGAUCUACCAGGCCUAUUUUUUUGAGGCACCAUUACCUUUGGUCACAUCCUAGAAUGAUAUCUGACCUUGACAUUAUUUUGGGACGUAGGAAGUUUGUCCAGUCAAAGGAGUGUACAACCAAUUUGUUAAAUACAAAACGCAGCUCCAACACUUCUGAAGAAGGUCCUAGGAUGCUGAAGCCUGAAGAAGGUCCUGGUAUGCUGACGCCUGAAGAAGGUCCUAGUAUGCUGAAGCCUAUAAUCCCUAAGGGUAUACCAGAAUCUCUUGUGGCGAUCGAACAUGAAAAUGAGGUCUCCAAAGGGACAACUGUUGAAUUGUCUAGUGAUGGAAGCAGCUGCAAACCAGCAGGUCUAUCUCUGUCAGAGUCUCAUCCUGAAGAUGCAUCCAAACAAGAGUACAAGGUAUCCCUUGAUAGUACAGAGCUGUCAGGUGAAGGAGAAACAAGCAAAGAACCAGAAAGCGGAAAAGAACGAGAACCAGAAAGUGGAAAAGAACCAGAACCACAAAUCGCAAGUCCGCUUGUCCUUUCUCAACCUCCUGCUGAAAAAUGUACAACACAUGACCGUUUAGAAGAAAAAGCCAAAGGAAGGAAAACAUUUCAGUGUAAACACUGUGUUUGCCGGUUUCUAUACAGACAAGGCUUAUGGAGACACACCAAAAAAUCCCACAGUGACGAGUAUGACAAAUCUCAAGCAGGGACCAAAUCUCAAGUGACAGACUCAGAUGAACCUCCCCAUUCUUCCCCUAAAAGUAAGACACAUAACCAUACAAGAGGUGAACCUAAACCAUUGAUCGCGUAUCAUCAAUGUCCUCACUGUGUUUGCCGGUUUCUAUACCGACAAGGCUUGAGGAGACACACCAAAACAUCCCACCGUGACAUGUAUGAAAAAUCUUGUGUGGGGGCCAAACUUGAUCUGAGUGAGGUUUCUUUGGGUCAGGGGAACAGUACCAAAGGGACUGGUCUAUGUUCAGAACCGUCUCAGAUUCCAGUGCUUGAUUCACCUUCCAAAAGAAGAAAGCUUAAACGGACUUCAGGUAAACCUGUAAACAGGGUCCCCUCUGAUGUGACGGACUCAAGUGUACCUCCUAAACCUUCUGUUAAAAGUAAGCCACAUAAAAGAGGUAAAUCUAAACCAUUGAUAGCGUGUCAUCAAUGUCCUCACUGUGUUUGCCGCUUUCUAUACCGACAAGGCUUAUGGAGACAUACGAAACAAAACCACAGUCCCAAAACACCCUCUUGUCGGACACCAACCCAAAAUAAACUUGAGGUCUCUGCUGAUGUCACAGAGGAGUAUGAAGGCUUGGAUAUAAAAACAAAAAUGUCGGUUGAGAAAGGCGCCACAAAAGAGGACACUACAAUACCUUCACAGUCCCCUGUUUCUUCAUCGCCUGAUACACCUUUCUUUGGCGGAGACGAGACGAAGGAAUGUCCUUUAGGUAGAUAUAAAAUGUCAUUGGAUACAGCAGGGUUGCCAGUUGAAGAGGACUUAACUCAGACUGUUCCACACGAUCGUCCUCAACCUUCCCCUAAAAGUAAGCCACAUAAACGCACACAAGGUAAACCUAAACCAUUGAGAAAGUAUCAAUGUCCCCACUGUUUUCACUGGUACCGUUUCCGUCAGAGUUUAUGGAGACAUGUUAAACAAAACCACAAUCCAGUAACACCAUCUUGUCAGACACCAGCCCACAAUAAUUUAGAAGUCCCUUUUGAUGUCGCAGAGCCAAGUGUGGAGAAUAGCAAGAGAGACACUAACACGAGUAGCAAGAGAGACACUGAAACAAGACGUGCGUCACGUACAACUGUUAACAUUCCCACUCCACCACCCAAAAAGAAGACAGGGAAGCGUUCUGCAACUGAACGAGUGAAAAAAAUAUUCCAGUGCCCUCAUUGCGUUCAUUGGUUUCCUUUCAGACAGAGUUUCUGGAGACACCUUAAGAAUAUACACAGCCAGGAACAGUCCUUACCUCAGACAGCAAAGCAGUUUGAGGUAGUGGAUAUAAAUACAGAAGUAUCAACUGAGGAGGGCACCACAACAGAGGACACUACAAUACAUUCACAGUCACAUGUUUCUUUAACGGCUGAUAUACCUCCCUUUGGCAGUAGAGAGACGGAGAAAAGUCCUUUGGAGACAGCAGGGUUGCAGGAUGUAGAAAACUUGAGUCGGACUGUUCCACUUGUUCUUCCCAAACCUUCCCCUAAGGUUAAGCCAAAUAAACAUUCAAAAGGUGUGGAGAAAAGCAAGAGAGACACUAAAACAAGUAGGAAGAGAGACACUAAAAGAAGACGUGCAUCACAUACAACUGCUACAAAUAUCCCCAACCCAACACCUACAAAGAAGACAAGAAAAACUGAGAAACGUUCUGCAACUGAACGAGUGAAAAAAAGAUUCCAGUGCCCUUAUUGCGUUCAUUGGUUUCCUUUCAGACAGAGUUUCUGGAGACAUGUUAAGAAUAUACACAGCCAAGAACGGUCCUUACCUUUGACAACUGCCACAAAGGAGUUUGGGGUUAUUGAUAUAAAAACAGAGACAUCGGGGGAGGAGGACGCCACUAAAGAGGACAUUACAACACAUUCACAGUCUCCUGUUUCUUCAACGCCUGAUACAUGUACACCUUCUGCCGACAAAAUGGAGACAGAGGAAUAUCCUUUAGGUCAAAGCCUGCAACAGUCUGUUUCUCAGGUAUUUGUGAAGCUUGAGCGUUUAGACUUCUUGGAGUCUUGCAAGCUUUCAGAUGAAGAGGCAGACGAGGUACUAUCACCGACCACUGAACCAACUUCCACAGUUCAAUCUUCAGGUAGACCUACAAGCCCUCUACAUUUUGCGUCUCAUGCACUUUUGAAACAUGAGCUCGAUGUCACUGUAGAGAUUACCAAGUUGUCGUGUCAAGAGACAGAUAGGCUGAUGUCAUUGUCCACUAUUCCAAACAUCCCUGCCCAACCUUCCACAAAUCUGAGAAAGACUUGUAAAAGAACAACAAUACAUGUAGGUACAUCUACAGUUUCUGAACAGAUAGCCUCUAGAUAUUUCUCCAAGGCUUCCUCAAACAGGAACAAGUCACCGAAAGUUCAUUGUGUCCCUGUAUCUGUCAAUAAUUCUCAAACUCUGAGCAGAAGAAGGGAGCACAAAGGAUGGAAGCUUCGUCCUUUCUUGUCAAAAAAGAAGAAGAUUUUUAGUCGUACUGAAGGUCAGUGUAAUGUUCAAAUAAUAAAAUGUCCUCAUUGUGAGCAACCCCGUUAUCAACUUUGGUCGAGUUUGUGGAGACAUAUCAAACAAAAACAUGGUAUAACGCUGUCACGUUCUCAAAUGGCCAUCAAACGAGAAUCCACUAAUGAAGGUAAUGACUUGAAGGCAAAAUCAUCAUCCAAUGUCUCUCAUGCUCCUGCUUCGACUUCCCAGCAAAAGGAACAAUCAAAAGGAAAACGUUUCCCCAAACACAAGAGGAGCAAGUAUUUGUGUCCUAAGUGCCCUAACAGUUACUUUCAUCAGCCAAGUUUGUUUAGACACGUCAGUAAAAAGCAUGGUAAAGCAAAGUGUUUCUUAGAUGAAACCUCAGAACAGGGGCCUGAUGUCUCUGUUGAGAUAAUUCAAACAUCGGGAGAGGAGGAGUUCAACAACUCUGCACUAGUCAUAUCACCCAUCCCUACAAUCCCUUCUCUAGAUUCCCACCAAGAAGUAAGGGAAGAUGCUCCCAAGGAAGACAGCUUUUUAACGCAGGAGGAAGUGCCAUUGGAGAUUGCUGAAUUUUCUUGCCAGGGUCAUAGUUCUUAUAUAAGUGUCGUUCCAAUGUCUUCUUCUGGUACAUGGCCACACUGUGAAGUUGCCAAUGGGCUGUCACAGUCGCUCACUAAGGCUACUAUUGAAAGCCUUGACGAUUCCUUGAAAAUGCAAUAACUCACCCAAUUCAGCUACAUGUAUGUGCAACACAAAUUAUAAAAGUUCAUGAGUGCAAUGGUGAGAAUAUUUUCAUGAAUUGAUAUAUUCUAUUUGAAUAUUGAGGCGAAGCAGAAUUGAAUAUAAAACUCCAUCUCAAAACUCAACAAAAAGGAAAUGUUCUCUCUGUGUUUUGCACAAACACUAAACUCUCUUCUUUUUGUUCAAGUAAACUUUUGUUACUUUGAUUGGAUGAUAAAACUGUAAGCAUAAACUGGUAUGGUUUUGCGUGCAAUAGUUACAAAGAUGGGUUAAAACUGCAAUGAAUUAAAGGUGCACAAGCUUUGAUACGGACCGGUUAUAGAUGUUGCUUCUACAAUCCUCAAAUAAAAUGACAAGAAUCAACUUGGAUCAUGGCAUGCAAAGAUUGAAUUACUAAGGCCAAGUUAAGAUUUUUUUUGUGAUUUAAAAAGGAAUAAUGGGCAGAAAUAGAGUUAUACUUUUUUCUUUUACACUGAUUUCAAACAAGCAUGUUCAAGUUUAUUUACAUAAAAAUGAUGUGUAAUACAGCAAUCUCAACUUUUGAAGUAGAUUGCAAUUUUCAGUUCUUGUCAACUGUGAGUGAAAUGUACUUGACUCAGUUCAUUUCUGUGGUUGCUAAAUAUUGGUUUAAUUCUUUCACUCUGCGGGAGUUUGUUUAUUUAUGAUACAUCUCAAGUCGUAAACAUUUUGCAACGUCAAAGUAAUUCCAAGAAAAGUAAUUUCAAACCAUCAACAGCAAAUAUUUAUAGUUUUUUUUAGGCCUAAUCUCAUUUCAUUCACAACAAAUUCAAGGCCUAAAAAUGUUGACUUUAAUACAGUUCCCAUUUGUUUCUCACAUGAUUUUCCUAGGACAAGGGUAACACUACAUGGUGAGCCUCUUGAUCAUAAGAAACCGGCUGAUGUUUAUCAGGCAUACCGUUUAAUUCAUCAAACAUGUAUCAGUUGAUCUGUUUUUGUACUUUGGAAAUUCAUCAUGUCUAUAAUGUACUUUUGCAUAGGCAUACGUAUAUUUGUAUAAUAUUUAUUGCUAGUUUCUUAACGAUUUCAUAGUGGAAAUCGAACUGCUAUAUUUUUUUUUAAAUGAGGACAAUAAGUGAAAUCAAUGUCAAAAUUUGUAAUGAGCUUAGUUAGUAAUCAAGCGAUUGAAACAUGUAAGUUUAGAAUGCAGAAUGGGGUGCAGUGCAACGCCUUAUAAAUAUUAUUUAUUUAUUUAUUUACUUAUAUCGUAGCCUUUUGUCAAGGCCUUCGUGGCUUCGACAGCUUUGUAGAGCUGCGAUCCAUAGCAACUGGAAGGGGAGACCUACAUGUACCAGUCGCUUGGGAUAGCCUCUCUAUGAAGCUGUCUAAGCCAUGACAAAAGUAUAUGCUGGCCAAAGUCGGGCCUGGUAUUUCUUUAUUGUAAGGGUAUAAGGAUAAAUAUUUCAUUGGUAAAGGGUACUUCUAAAUUUGUGCUGAAACAUUUUCAAAGGGCACAAAGGCAAUGUUGAGGGGCAAUGAGGUAAUUGCCUAUUUUUGCCUCUCUCAUUAAACCUGCAUGUCCUGGGUGCCUUUUUGGCUAAAUUAUUAUUAUACACCGUUUUGUAUUAUACAUUUGUUUUAUGUUCCAUAGUAUGGUUUUGAUUUACAUUGAAAGUACAUCAGAAAGAUGAUGAUUGAAGAAUCAGAUUUUGGGAAUCUCUUUUAUUUUGAUUGAUAAAGAUUAUUUGGGGAUCCGCUCCGCAAUCUAGCGUUGGAUGAGCAAGGUAAGCCUGUCAAAUGUUUCCUGACGGGGCACAAUUUCAUAAAGCUGUUUAGCAGAAAAUUCUUUGCCGAGUAAAACAAAACAAACGCAAGUCGUGCACUAGACGCCACAAUUGUAACCUUAAUGUUGGCUGGUAGUCUGUCUUGGCUUUAUGCAAGAACUUCCUGUGCUAGGCAGGUUUUUUUGCUACCAUGAGAUUUGGCCCAGAUCAUUUGAUGAAUUGGAACUUUAGUGGUUGUUACAGUGUAGUAGUUUGAAAUGUAGUGUUAAGUUCAGUUCUCAGAGCAGCACUACCUCAAUAAGAGAUAAAUUACUUGGUGUAACGCUUGUAGCAAUCAACAUUAUUGUAUUAUGCCUUCACCUUGCAAAUCUUCUCAUCUUAAAGAAAAUGGACACUUUUGGUUAUUGUCAAAGACCAGUCUUCUUACUUGGUGUUUCUCAACAUAUGCCUAAAAUAACA